This is a messenger RNA of Nycticebus coucang (slow loris), 3498 nucleotides long. It is a transcript of the gene FADD, whose product is annotated as Fas associated via death domain. The transcript has 2 exons. Gene Ontology annotation, biological process: regulation of apoptotic process; signal transduction. Gene Ontology annotation, molecular function: protein binding. The record is from RefSeq and is a predicted model, not a curated record. The coding region runs from base 231 to 857 and encodes 208 amino acids. NCBI's taxonomy places the organism in Eukaryota, Metazoa, Chordata, Mammalia, Primates, Lorisidae.
CUCUGGACGCAUGCGCAGAUCCCGGAGCUGUCGCGCGAUUAAGAACGAGAAAAUUCGUUAGGGGACUUCCGGCAGUAGGACCUCCGAUACGGGACGGAAGCGACAAGACUUGGGGACCGCUGGACUGCGGCCGGGGACCUAGUGGCAAGACCCGACUGGUGGCGGCGAGCCGAGAGUGGCGGGCGCGCGAAGAGCACCAGGUUGGGGGCCCGCAGGCCGCGGUCACCGCCAUGGACCCGUUCCUGGUGCUGCUGCACUCGGUGUCGGCCAGCCUGUCGAGCGGCGAGCUAACCGAGCUCAAGUUUCUAUGCUCCAGACGUGUGGGCAAGAAGAAGCUGGAGCGCGUGCAGAGCGGCCUCGACCUCUUCUCGGUGCUUUUGGAACAGAACGACCUGGAACCCGAUCGCACCGAGCUGCUGCGCGAGCUGCUGGCCUCCCUGCGCCGCCAUGACCUGUUGCGGCGCCUGGACGACUUCGAAGCCGGGGCCGCGGGCGGGGCCGCGCCCAGGGAGGAAGACCUGCGUGCAGCAUUUGACAUCAUAUGUGACAAUGUAGGGAAGGACUGGAAAAGGCUGGCUCGUCAGCUUAAAGUCUCCGACACCAAGAUGGAUGGCAUUGAGGAGAGAUAUCCCCGCAACCUAAUGGAACGGGUGAGGGAGUCCCUGAGAGUCUGGAAGAAUGCAGAGAAGGAGGCGGCGACGGUGGCCUGCCUGGUGGAGGCGCUCAGAGCCUGCCGCAUGAACCUGGUGGCCGACCUAGUGGAGGAGGACCAGCAGGCCCGGAGUCUCCAGAAUGGAGGUGGGGCUGUGUCCCCAAUACCAUGGGACUCAGAGACCUCUGCCUCCGAAGUCCCCUGACUGGAUGCUGCUCUGCCCCCGUGGAGCACAGGCAUCUGCACAGGCUGGACUUUGGUCUUCUCCACAGGGGUAGCUGGUGCCCAGCUAUUGCCCAGUGCCAUGAAGACACAGCAGGGAGCCAGGCUGAGCGAGUCCCGCUCUUACAUACACUGGCUGCUUCUGAGUUCAGGCUGUGCUUUGUGCCUGCCCACUGCACAGAUAUUUCCAUUUAUUCAUCUCCAUCACUCCCAGAGUGAGAGCCUGUCAUCUUGAUUAAACAAGUUCCUGCAGGAGAAAGUUGGAAGUGUGUGGCAUGUAGAAGGAAUCUGUAUAAAUUAACUGCUGUUACUCUGCAGGUGAGCAGGUGACCUCAGGGUGAGGAACUGGAGCAGAGUCCACACACAGCAGCAGGACAGCUGGGGUCCGAACCCACACCGUCUGCUCCCAGAGGCCUUUAGCCGCUGUCAUUUUGCUGCCCCCUCAGUUGGCAAAAGGAAUAUUCGAUCCCGUUUCCUUGGGGGCUGUCAGGGUAGACCUGGACAUGAGGGUCGGGUGGUGUGAAGGACUGGCUCGUCCUGGUCAGGAGUCUGGGGACCUGGUUGAGCCCAGUGCUCAGCCCCUGAAGGACCCAAGUCUCCCGAGGCUGAAGAGUGGGGAUGUGGCACCACAGGGAUGAGCUGAGAUGUCUGUAGCACUCAGUACUCACGUGGGGUCUUAUACGGAUUAUAACUCCUGUGAUUCUGCAGUUUGUUCCUAUUUUGUAUCAAAAUCACUAUCUUUCUGAUAGCAAAAUUGGCAAGGAGGUAGGAUCUUUUAAUCCUCUUGGUUCCGAGGUAAUCCUAUUAAAGCAAAUGCUUCUACGAUGGAAGUCUCCAUAUUACAAAGAAUUUUUCAAUCCUUUUGAUACACUAGAGAGUCCCAAAAACUGAUUGAGUGUCCUUUGUGCCUUGUCCUGGGCAUGCUCUGGAACAGGGCAGCUGGAUCAUCCGACAGCUCACUAACUCCGAGUGAGCACAGUGCCUUCCCUGAGCAAGCGGUGGCCUGCUGGUGGUGGAUUUUGUCGCUUCAGGGAUCUGCUUGCCCCUGAUUUUGCUGGCAUCAAAAUCAAAGUCAAGUGAUCAUUCUUUGUUUCAACUCUGCAGCUGUGACCUUGGGUAAAUGUCAUGCCAUACUGUGCCAUCUCAACUGCCUGCUGAAAUCUUAGCCACAGUCCUGGGAACACUGCACUAAACUGUGAACCUUAGCCUUUGACCCCUCCACACCUUCCCAGGUAAUUCUGGAUACUAGCCACCAUGCUGGGAGUCAGAGCCAUGGCAGUGAAUGAGACAAGUGGCCCUGCCCUGCUGGCCCUGAAAGCCUGACCAGGAGCACAAGUUCAUCACUAGAGUGGGUGCUGCCAGGAAGCUAAGCUGUCAGGUGUGGACUGACACUGUUAGCCCUGUACACCCCACCCACCCCAGCAACACCUGCCUACCUCUUGAAGCUUCAGCUCAGGGCUAGUUCUGCAGAGAAAAACAAUCUUGUCAUGGACUCUGAAUGUGAGCAGCUUGGCUUUGGGGAAUAAGUUUUCCGGAUGGGAAAAAGUAUCCAUGUUCUUGAGCAGAGGCAGAUAUUACAGGUUCUGCAUUCCCAUAAAAGUUUAUGGCAUAAACUGCUGUACAUAUAACAUGGAAAUGGCCUACGUCUCUCUGCAUGCUUCUCACCCCAACAGGAAUCCUGAUCCUCCAUCACACCAGGUGUUCUGAUAGGAGCUGGGGGGUGUGAAGUAAGUGCACCUCAAAUUUUCCAUUUCUGGAAGCAAAAACACUGGGCAGGGCUUUGGUCCCCAGUCUAAGGCUGGCUUAACUCCUGUAGCUGCUCACAGCAGGCAAUCCCAGGAUCUCCCUAUACUGAGUGGGGAGGAGAAGGAGCUGCUUCAGAGCAAACCUGGGCCCUGCUCCCAGCCUGGUCAAGCCCCACAUAGGAGGUGGCAGCCUCCGGCAGCAAAGCCAUAGAACAUGUGAUAUGUGGCAAAUUUGCCCCAUAAAGUCAGUGUUGUCAAGCACAGGAGACUGCCCCAGGGAAGAUGGGACUCCACAAACAGACGUCCCUUUGUUCAACCUGUCCAUCAAUUGGUUCAUGAAGCAGCCAUCAUUGCUGGGCACUGUGCCAGAGGCUGUGGCUACAACGGAACAAGAUUCUGUCCUCAGGAAACAGAAUUUUCCCAACUUCAUAAAACAAGGGGAAAAGUAAAUAAUACGUGCGCAAGUGUAUGGAAAAAGCCUAAAUGCCUUUAUAAUCACUAAAAGUGGAAAGAUAACUUUGACAAGUAUUUGAGAGUGGGUGGUGAUUUUCUGGGUAACAAGCUCUUUCUGUAUUUUCCACAUUAUCUGUAAUGUGUUUAAUUUUUUUUUUUUGAGACAGUCUCACUAUGUCACCCUGGGUAGAGUGCCCUGGUGUCACAACUCACAACAACCUCUAACUCUUGGGCUUAAGUGAUUCUCUUGCCUCAGCCUCACAAUUAGCUGGGACUAUAGGGACCCACCACAAUGCCCAGCUAUUUUUUGUUGCAGUUGUUUAGCUGACCCCAGGCCAGGUUCGAACCUGCCAGCCUCGGUGUAUGCGUCUAGCGCUGUAACCACUGCUACGGGCACCGCCUAAAGUUACAUUAUUAAAAAUUCAA